CUAUGCAGCAAUUCAAGCCACAGGCAACACUUCCAUCCGCAAAAACCGCCGGCCGCCCCCACAGCCUCACCGCCCCUUCGAAGACUUCGGAGUUGACCUCAACAGAAACUACGACUUCCACUUCCAGUCCAUCGGGGAAGUGCCUGAGGAGUACGGGGGCCCCUACCCCUUCAGCGAGCCCGAGACGCAGGCCAUCAAGUGCCUCGUAGAGCGCUACGAGCAGCAGGAGCAGCAGCAGCAGCAGCAGCAGCAGCAGCAGCAGCAGCAGCAGCAGCAGCAGUGCGUGGGGGACUACAGCACGGGCUUGUUCACUGCUGCUCUGAACUUCCACACUUACGGAGACACCUGGACUUAUCCUUUUAAUUGCUGCAGAGACAAGUUGCUGCCUCCCUGGGCCAAAGCAGCUUACGAAGAACUCAAACUGUCAGCCCCUGCUGCUGCUGCUGCUGCUGCUGCUGCUGCUGCUGCUGCUGCCGCUGCUGGUGGUGGUGCUGCUGCUGCUGCCGCUGCUGGUGGUGGUGCUGCUGCUGAUGGCGCUGCUGCUGAUGGUGCUGCUGCUAAUGGUGCAGCUGCUGAUGGUGCUGCUGCUGCUAAUGGUGCAGCUGCUGAUGGUGCUGCUGCUGCUAAUGGUGCAGCUGCUGCUGCUGCUGCUGCUGCUGCUGCUGGCGUUGCUUUUCCCUUCCUUGCCGUCGCUGCUGCAUUUUCUCUAAAUCCUUUCACAGCAGCAACAGCACCACCCCCUCCCCCUCAGCAACAGCAGCAGCAGCAGCAGCAGCAGCCGAAUCAGCAGCAGCCACAGCAGCAGCAGCAGCAGCAGCAGCAGGUGUUGGGGUGUCUGUACAGGGCUCUGUCUUUGCCCAAUUUUGCUCCUGCCCCUUUAAACCCAAUUUUGGGAUAUCCCACAACAGGGGAGGCGGACGACUGGCUGCUGGCAGCAAAAGGGGUGUUGGCAGUGAGCCCAGAAAUCGGCGAAGAGGCCGGGGGCUUCUGGCAAGCUAGCCAGCUAGCUGAGCUAGCUGCUGGGGGGGCGCAGCUAGCUAGCCAGCUAGCCAGAGUCCAGGGCUUUGCAGACAGGGCCGGCGAGGAGCUAGCUGCCCGCGCGAAGCAGCAGCUGCUGGACCCCCAGGCCCUCAGGGGCUUGCUGCAGCAGGUUGCUGCGCUGCAGCAGCAGCUGCAGCAGCAGCAGCAGCAGCAGCAGCAGCAGCAGCAGCAGCAGCAGCAGCAGGCGGGAGAGGCAGGGGAGGCGCUGCUGCAUGCGCAGGAAAAUGAGACAGAGUUGUGGGAAGUCCAUACACUGGAGAUAAGCAACAACGGCCUGACGGGCCCCUCGACGCCGCUGCAGCUGCUGGCGAUUUCGGGGUCUUUGCUGCCGCUGUCUUUAGUGCCUCCGAAGGCCCGGGGCUUUUUUGCUGCUGCAGCAGAUGCAGCACUUCCUCUUUCCCGCUGCAGCAGCAAUCCGAAGUUUGCUGGCAGCAGAAUUCGCUUCGACUUCGCGGGGGCCUACAGGCGCCUGGGCAGGAGCUACAGCCAGCUGCUGCGCAGGAACAGGCUGCUGCAGCAGCACAAGCUGCAGCAGCAGCAGCAGCAGCAGCAGCAGCAGCAGCAGCAGCAGCAGCAGCAGCAGCGGGAGCAGCCGCAGCGAUGGCCGCAGCAGGAGGUGGAAGGCGCCGCACUGCAACAUGAGCGGGAGGAAAUCGGCCAGCAGCAGCAGCAGCAGCAGCAGCAGCAGCAGCAGCAGCAGCAGCAGCAGCAGCAGCAGCUAGUUGGCGAAAUGGUUAGUGGGGAGGGAGCUGCUGCUGCGCUGCAGCAGGCGCAAGAGGCCCUUGCUGUCUUCCAAGGAGGCCUAACAAAAAAGCCAGCUGCAGCAGCAGAAGCAGCAGAAGCAGCAGCAGCAGCAGCAGCAGCAACGGUCGAAGCCGCAGCAACAGCAGCAGCACUGCAGACGGCAGCGUCUGCAGCAGCAGCAGCAGCAGCAGCAGCAGCAGCAGCAGCACGCGCCCGCGCAGUGGUAGACGCAGCAGCAAAAGGACUAAUGGCAGCAGCAGAAGGACAAACUGAAAGUUUGCUGCUGCUGCUGCAGGUGGGCGGGCAGCUGCGGCAGCGCAGAGAGCCCCCGGCCUUCGGCGCCCCACACACCCUCCCCCUGCAGCAGCAGCAGAAGGAGCAGAAGGAAGAGGAGGAAGCGAGCUCUGUUGCUGCAGUCUGCGUGCUUCAGUUUGUCCCCCAGGAGAUAGCAGCAAAAGCGGGAACAGCAAAUUGGCUUUGCCACUGUGGGGCCCGCAGAGACAAAGCGGGGCCUCUUCUCUCCUGGACCAACAUCACGCUCUACGCAGAGACACCCGCCACACACCCGCUGUGUCAAGACGCCGUGGAAGCUGCUAGCCAGUGGCAGCAGCAGCAGCAGCAGCAGCAGCAGCAGCAGCAGCUCGUGCCGCGGCGGCAGCAGCAAGGCCGCCUCAAGGCUGCUGCUGCUGCUGCUGUUGCUGCUGGCAGCUUCGCCUUAGGCUUCAGAGAGCCUUUGCUGCCGCAGGAGGUACAAGGAGACAGCAAAGAAGUGCUGCUGCUGCUGCUGCUGCUGCACUUGGUGCUAAUUUUAUUCGCUGCGCGCUUCUGCAUCUCAGCACAACAAGGCCCGCACCCGGCCAAGCAGGAGGCGGAUGUCAACAGGGGAGACCCUCAGGGAAUAGCUCUACAGGCAGCAGCAGCAGCAGCAGCAGCAGCAGCAGGCGCUGCUGCUGCAGCAAGUGCUGCUGCUGCUCUGCUGAAGGGUGAGCCGGACGAGCAGCAUCCGCAGCCGCAGCAGCAGCAGCAGCAGCAGCUGCUGCUGCUGCUGCUGCUGCUGCUGGCAGCCAAAUAUCUAGUACCGCACAGCUCUCUAAACUUCCGAUAA
Messenger RNA from Eimeria necatrix, 2890 nucleotides. RefSeq names its product zinc carboxypeptidase, putative. Gene Ontology annotation, molecular function: metallocarboxypeptidase activity; zinc ion binding. Gene Ontology annotation, biological process: proteolysis. Lineage: Eukaryota; Apicomplexa; Conoidasida; Eucoccidiorida; Eimeriidae. The annotation marks the transcript as partial. The transcript is spliced from 10 exons. The record is from RefSeq and is a predicted model, not a curated record.